UCUCAACUUUUGUUAUUUCGUUAUUCAAGAGGAACUUGUAUCUUCUGGCGUUUUUGCUCAACGUUGAUAUUUGUAUCUGUACGUCUCUGUCUAUUUCUGGAUCUUCGUCUUAUGCACUGUUAAAUCAGCCAUUUACCUUGACGUGUACAGUGUCACAAGCUGCUGGUCUCGGUGAUCUUGUACGAUUCUUUACAAACAAAUUACCAAAUGAAGCCUUUGUUAUCCUCAGUCAAAAUAUGGGCUCGUGUUCUGUGUUCAGUCCUCCUAAUGAACCACUGAAGUACUCUACAUCCUGUGGACGUGGAACAGACAGCAGCUCGUCCUCCACUAAGAGGUAUCACCUGAGGAUCAACACAGCUGCAGAACGUGAUGCUACAGACUGGUGGUGUGACCUGAGUACAUCUGCAACACGCAGCAACACGUUUAGGCUGCAGAUCAGCAGUGGUCCAGACUCUAUUACAUUCAGUCCACCAUCACCUGGGCCUGUAGCAGAAGGAGAAAGUCUGACUGUGAUGUGUGCUGCUAGUUGUAAUCCACCAUGUUCCUAUUCCUGGACUCUGAGAAACCAGCCGAUCUCAUCAACCUCUCAGUUAACACUGGCAAGCAUCAACAGAAGUCAGACAGAGAGUGUGUAUACGUGUAAUGCGACCAACUCAUUUUUAUCAAAAUCUGAAACUGAACAGUUCACACUGACAGUAAAUUUAUUCCAUUUUCAGUCAAAUCUCAUUACAUCUGCCAUGGCAGCAAAAGGGAAUAUCAGUACGGUGGAGAAGGGAUGGGAGAUGGGAGGCUCUAGUCCGUGCAAUAAUUUUGAAUAA
Molecule: messenger RNA, 818 nt
Organism: Gigantopelta aegis
Lineage: Eukaryota; Metazoa; Mollusca; Gastropoda; Neomphalida; Peltospiridae
Product: carcinoembryonic antigen-related cell adhesion molecule 1-like
Exons: 4
Coding region: 237-818 (193 amino acids)
Source: RefSeq, a predicted model, not a curated record